CUCACACCUUCCCUUCCCCCGAUAAAUAAUCCAACGGCGCAAAAGACGAAUGUGCGAAGCAAGCAAGAUCCGACGGCCCAGAUCGCACCCCAGGGAAGAGGCUCCUGCAACAGACAAAAUAGGGUUGUCCUUCGGUUCGUAAAUUUUUAUAGCUCAGAAAAUACUCUCUCUCUAGAAUACUCCACGCCGAGCUUCUCUUCCCCGUUCCCUUUCCUCGCGCUCUCUCUCGAAGUUCUUGCUUUCCAUUCUCUCGGGGAAAUCAUGGGGAAAGGUCCGGGACUCUACACCGAUAUCGGCAAGAAAGCCAGAGAUCUUCUUUACAGGGAUUACCAGUCGGACCACAAGUUCACCCUCACUACCUACACCGCCAAUGGAGUCGGUUCAGGGCUCUUUUGCUUCCUCAAUUAUAGUAUAAGGAUGAAAAGGUCGAUCAGUCUACUGUGGGUGCUGUUAGUUUCUGGUACUUUGCUGAUGAUUGUGGUAACUUUUUGCUGCCCAUUACAGGCAAUCACCUCGAAUGGUGUCAAGAAAGGUGAGCUGAUCUUGGCGGAUGUGAGCACUCAGCUGAAGAACAAGAACGUCACCACGGACGUGAAGGUGGACACGAGUUCUAAUCUGUUCACCACCGUCACUAUUGAUGAACCCGCUCCUGGAUUGAAGACAAUCUUUAGCUUCAAGGUCCCUGAUCAGAGAUCUGGCAAGGUGGAACUCCAGUACCAACAUGAGUACACUGGGAUUAGCACUAGCAUUGGUAUGACUGCAAGUCCACUUGUUAACUUCUCUGGUGUAGUCGGUAACAAUAUGGUAGCUCUUGGUACCGACCUCUGCUUUGACACUGCCUCUGGGAACUUCACCAAAUUGAAUGCUGGUUUGAGCUACACCAAUGCAGACCUGGUUGCUGCUGUUACCUUGAAUGACAAGGGAGAUACACUUACGGCCUCCUAUUACCACACCGUGAGUCCACUGACCAGCACAGCUGUUGGUGCGGAGCUGACCCACAGUUUCUCCAGCAACGAGAACACUCUGACGGUAGGCACUCAGCAUGCCCUCGACCCCUUGACCACUGUGAAGGGCAGAGUGAACAACUACGGGAAAGCGAGUGCACUGAUCCAGCACGCUUGGCGCCCGAAGUCCCUCUUCACCAUAUCAGGGGAAGUGGACACGAGGGCAAUUGAGAAGAGUGCAAAGAUUGGGCUGGCAGUUGCCCUGAAGCCAUGAAAGAUGCAAUUGUGGUGAGCAACUUUUUGUCUUGGUGGUGGCGUUCCGUUGUUAGGGUUGAGAGGAGCAAUAACUUGGAAAGAGAAUGAAGAGAGAUUUAUAUCCCUUUUCCCAAAUGGACAUAGAACUGAUCGUGUUUAUUUGUGCUGGGUUUUUUCCCCCUUUCACACAUUUUGGCGGAUAUUGGCACUGUAGAAAAUAAUCUUUUAGUUGGUGUCAGUAAGCAAUCCUCUGUUCCAUUCAUCUGUUCCACUUGUUCUUUUAGUUACAUUCCUAUGGCUGUGCAAUGCGUUUCAUUUCUAUCUAAUAGCCGGCUUAUGCUUGCGUGAGAUGAGAAUUUAUAGUUGGGACUGGGAGAACAUGGCACCAAGGAUUGGGUUGUACUAUCUGCUUCGACCUAAUGACGAGAUCUGCAACGUUGUCUAUUGUAUGGCAUGCACGUUUUGGCCUCACUAGUUUGUAAGGUUUUUUGGAUUGUACAUUUUAUCCUUCGGAUCCUUCGCACUGUGUUUCAUGUUUGAGGGAAAAAUAGACUCAGAAUCCUUUUCCUAGUACUAGUAGCACAAUAAAGACUAUAAAUUAUUUUAAUUUGCUUCAUGUGGAUAUUUGGGGGCGUAUCACAC
This is a messenger RNA of Linum tenue, 1841 nucleotides long. Lineage: Eukaryota; Viridiplantae; Streptophyta; Magnoliopsida; Malpighiales; Linaceae. The record is from the annotation of a GenBank genome assembly.